CCUACCAACAACAACGCGACGCAGUUAAUAAAUUGAAUUUUUAAACAAAUAAAUACUGGCAUUUAGCGGUGACUGCAAAAUAUAUAUAGUAUUGACUUUUCUAUUCAGUAUUAAUACGAUACAACGUGUUCGCAGUGCUGUAAAAAUGUUUGACACACAUCAAUUAACUUACUAGUUUAAGGAAACUGUGACAUGUUUAAGGGAACAUUAACUGGUGGUGUUGGCGGCUCCUGGAUCGCUGCUAUAUUCGAUGAGAUAGCAUUAGAAGGCUUGGAUGGCUGCACACUACCAUGGCUAUGGACGUUGCUCUCCAUACGCUUGGAAUGUGGACCACAGCUCUCAGAAAAAUUGCAGCAACAGAUUUGGACGCUGCUGCUGCGAUCCAUCGACAAAGUUUCGUUCUAUCAAUUGAAGGAGGAGCGUCCUUUGCUGCCACCAUAUCGACGCAGCGAUGACAUGGACACUGAGAUCAAUAACCCAUUGGUGCCAAAAACAUGUCCCAUUGUCCGUUUGCCCUAUGGACCUAUCAAGGAUGGCCCUAUCAUGGGCAACUGUUUCGAUUACAGAACACGUCAGCGUGUAGACGUUAAGGAGCUGCAAGGCAUGACAGCCAGCGAAGCCACUCAGCACUGGCAUCAAACAUUGGUUGUUGUGGCCAGUCAGGAGCUGCGUUCAAUGGCGCUCCAGCCGAGCAAUGCGGUGAUGCCCAAGUCGCUGCCCAUUCAGCAGUACGUGUUCCUGGAGAAUGUGGGUCGCUCGCGGUACAAUGGGGAGACCACGGGAGGUCCCUGGUCAGCGAUGUAUCACUUCAAGGACUCCAGCUUUAUAUUCUACAUGAAGAACAGGUUGCGCACACUACGUUUGGUCACUUCCCAACCUUAUGUGGAGCGACUUCCGACCCGUACAAUUUGUUCAAGCUUGGUAAUGCUGCCACGCUUUCAAAAGAUAUACAAGACUCAUAUGCAGCGUGUGCUUGAGAAGCUCUACAUGGUCAUUAAAUUGCGUCCAGAACGUCACAUUCCCAUCGCGGAAAUACCAGAUGUUCUCGAUGAACUCACUUCAGGGCAGACCAAGAAGCUGUUGAUUUCGCAUGGCCUGCGUAGAGUCUAUGAGUCGACACACGUGAUGCAGCCCAGCAAGCAGACGGGCAAAAUGCGCAAGGUGACGAUGUUGCGACUGCGCAAUCCUGAUCUCAAAUUCGAUGAGAUAAUGCAACACGAUAGCAAUGACGGCAAAGAGGACAAAUCUACAGCGGAGUUUCUCAAUCAAAGUCGCGCCUAUGUGGAUAUGCCGUUGGAGCUGGAAUGUCUGCGUGCCGUCGCACGCUCAGGUACGCGGGGCAUGAGCACAAUCGAGGUGGCCCAGUAUGUGGCAGCCAAUAUACAUGCGGUGCGCGGUAGCCUUAAGUACUUGCAGGGUGUCGAAGAGAUCAAGAGCUUUACGGAGUCGGAGGGCAAAACACGUAUCACACGGUUUGUGGCCGGUACAGAGGCGGCUGCUGAUAUGGCUCAAAAGCAGGAGCAAAUCGCUGCACAGUCACAGAUGCUGCAGUGUCAGGAGGAACCUACCGUACCAUCACACGUUGACAUUGUGCUGAACGACCUGCCCGAAAUAACGGCCAAUAUACGGCACUUCACAUUCCCGCCAGCGGUGAAAUCGGAGAAGCAAUCGCAACGUCUACUCGAUCGCAAGAUACUCAUUGUACGGCAGGUGAACGAGCGGACUAUUGUGCACUUCACCGAUCUGAUCAAGGUGAUCAAUGAGAUGGACUACUAUGUGAACAGUCAGGAGUCCAUCUGCCGCAAAACAUUGUUUCGUAUGCUGCAUAAGAUGCAAACGGCGGGCAUCAUCAACGCCUAUGAGCUGACGCUGAAGUAUGAGCAGCGAUUGCGCAUCUAUCGCUUGGUGACGCAUCCCAAAAUAGACAUGGAACACGAUCUGAUGCGGCGCGAAGUGUUGCGGCUUAAGAGCAAUUUCCACUUGAUAAGCGAGGAGCAGCUGCGGCGACCCUCUCAGCUGAACAACAUGAAGAGGAACAAGGACAUUUUACCACUCAAAAAGCUGACAACGAGUGCCAAGGGUAUACCGAAGCCAUCCUCACCCAAGCUGCUGCUUGCCUGCAUCCUGCACGAGUUCUUCUUUUAUCUUGUCUACGAGCAGCAGCGUGAUCAGAAACCGCUGCCCAUGAGCGCUGAGCUGCUGCAGCAUUGGCAGAACACGGAACCAUCGCUGCAGACGCGACAAUACCUGGAGGAGUGGCAGACCAAUGAGUCGCAUGUGUUGCCCUACACGGAUGAGAUUAGCUGGCGCACGUUCCUGCAACCGUUGCCCAGCUAUGAGGACAAACCGCCAGGUUGGUUCUACUUUAUGGAUGCCUUGGAACGUAUGCCAUUGUCACUAAUGCAGCGCAUGUUUCGUGUGGAGCGCGAUGGCACGGAACAGCUGCGUCCACAUCUGCUUCAUCAGGUACGGCAGCACUAUCAGUUGCGCCAACUGAAUCUGCAGCUCUUGAUACCACGUCUGCGUCAGCAGCAGAUCUACAUUGGUACUCUGAGACUGCUCAAUAACAUGGGGCUGAUUCAGGUUAGCGAACGACAGCAGGGACGUGAUCCACUGCAGCGUUGGGUAUACUUGAAUCAACGCAGCUGCCUGCUGGACACCACCACGAGCAGCGGUCACAAUUACAAUCGCAUCAGCGCAGGACGCAAGUACGAGGAACUUCAAUUUGAGUUUGCGACGCGGGAACAUGUCACCGACUAUUGGGCCAAGCUGCAGCACGUCUGCAUCUACACCAAGCUGGGAUUUAUGAAACAUCGGGAACCAUCGAAAGGUAAAAAGGCCAGAGUGCGUCUGCCGCAGCUGACCUUUGUGCGCAAAGUGGACUUUGAUGAGGCGGAAGCGUUGGACAAUGGCAGUGUGCCGGGUGAUCGUCAGGGUGCCGCUGGUCUUAGUUCAUUGCUGUUUGCGCAUCAGUUUCGCCAUUGGUCGUGGGUGAAACGCACCAUUGCCACCACGAAAAGAUCAAUUCUGCCAAACGCUAUGGGCAAGACGGCGAAUGUAAUGCCGGUGCGCAAGCGGAUGAAUCGAUUGCGUUUGAAGCCAGUGGAAAAGUUGCGCAGAGCACGCGGUGUGAACGCCUGCGCGAGACGUAAGUCUGGACCACGAGAUGACGUCGAUCGCGAUGCCUUGCGCAACAUGCGUACAUUGCGGGUCACCUGGACAACGGCCGAGGAUCGUCUGCUGAAGAUGGGACGUGCUGUCUACUUGUUCAUUGAUGCGCCGCUGCCAGCUUUGGCGCUCUGCAAUGUGGGCACCGUUUGUCGGGAUGUGAUACGUCAGUACUUGGGCAUCUGCAACAAGACGACGCAGGCGUGUGUGCGUCGCCUGCAGUUCCUCAUCCGACAGAAACGCGAUCAACCCGAUGUGCCCAAUUGGAUUUACGCCAUACAAACACAGCCCAAAAUCUGUGCCAUGUACAAUGAGAACUUUCUUGCGGAAAUAAAGCGCGAGUAUCCUGUGCGCAGUGAGCAGAACGAGGCGCUGCUCGUUCACUUUGUGCUCAUUCUAAGCAUGCUGCAUCGCAUGGUCAGCAGCGCGGACACCGUGCGGCGUCAGUUCACACUGCCCGACUACAUGGAGGAUUAUCAGCGGCAGUUCAGGGAGUGUGGGCCCUUAAAUGCGGAUGCGGAUCAAGUGCUGUUUGCGAAUCCCACCACUGAAACCGAGCUGCAGGUUAACAUCGCUCUUGGCGUGUUGCACAGCAUUCUGUGCAGUGCCAAGGACAAAACGCUAUUCAAUCUGCAGGCCUUCGAGAUAUACAAGAACUUCUCGGAGGAUGUGCUCAGCGCCGCCUUUAAUAAAGCGCGUAUGGACUCGCUGCUGGUGGCUAUGAAGCGUCGGAACAUUCAUCCAGUUAGUCGUCAGGUGACGGGACCAUCGCAUCUGCUCAGCGCCAAGUACAAGAGUCGUCUGUUCUGUCAGAAACUGGGUCAUCUACUCUACGACACAUACCAUAGGUUUGAGAAGCAAUUGCAGGAACAACGCGCGGAGAAUAAAUUGCAAUUGUCGUCACCCAACUUUGCCCAGCUGUUGUUGAUGGGCGAGUGGAUGGCCAAGGACCGUCUACAGUUGAGCCUGCAGCUGCCUGCGAAUAUACUCACCGUGGACACCUGGAGCAUGUCGCAGCCGGGCAGCUCCUCGACGGAUCGCAUACUCGAUCACUACAGCAGUAUCUUUGACAACGCACCGCAAACUGAAUACUCCAAGCGGCUGGAGAGCGAAUGCAGUGCACGACAAGCGGCGCGUGUUCGCUUCCAUCCGGCGAAUCUCACGUAUCGUCUGCAAUGCGGAGUAUACAAUCAGUUGUCGAAGCUGCCGUUGCGUGCCAUGCACUUCUUUUGCGCCUUGGACUCGAUUGGGCAGUCGGUGAACAUCAGCUGUGCUCGGCUGGAGCAGGGCGAGUGUCCCUUUGCCACGUGCAUCAUGCGCAGCGGCAACUACUUGAAUGCCGUGGAGCGCAUCUCGUAUGAGCAUCGUCCCUUACUCAAGCAACUGAUUGCCGAUGCCUUACCGCCAGCUUCAUCUCAGCUGCAAUUGCCACUGGAUGGCUCCAGCUCCGUGGCGGGCAGCACAACGCUCACCGUGUCCGCAACCAAUUGGCUGUCGCUAGUCCAGCAACUGGAAACGUAUUGGCGCCAGCAACAGCAUCAGCAGGAAUGCAAGGAUGUGGGCAAGGCGCUUGCCGAACGCACGCUCCACAAACUGACGGACUGGCGUAGCCUUUGCACUGGACUGCUGGAGUUUGAGGCGGGUAAGGAAGAAGUAGAGCGCACUCAGGAUUAUGAGCCAUCGCUCAACAAGGAGGAGCGUGCCAGGGCGCAGGAUGUGUUUGUUGUGCAUCUGCCCACCAUUCAGCUUCAUAUGGAGCAGAAUGAUCAGCAGCAGCAGGCCAAGGAAGCGCAGCUGCAUAAGUCGCUGCUCGAGAAGGUGAUCAACUCUUCGUUUUGGCGCUAUACGGAGAACAGCUUUGAGACGCUGCUGCCUCAGCUGCAGGCCAUGGAUUACGAUGCCAAUGCCAUUCAGCACAUUAAGGAAAUUCUCGAAUAUAUUGAGCAACAUCCACUGGGCGUGGUGGGCUUGGAGCUGCGUCGCAUUUUCCCAUUCAACAAACUGCUGCUGGAGAUGCUGCAUCAGCUGGAGGCGCACGAUCUCAUCAAGCGCGUGGGCAUCGCUAGUCACAUGUAUGUGCACAAGUUGCACAUGCGUCACUGGGUGGUGCACACAUUCCACAUUACACGAUUGGAGCGAGAACGCAUUCAACCGCAGGUGGCUGCCGUGUCAGCAAUGCCGCACGUGGCGUUCGCCAAGAAGCGCAAGGCUUCUGCUGGGGAACAGGAUACGGAGCAGCCCACCAGCAGUAAACAGGCGAAGCUAACAUUGGAGCCACUGCCAGUGAGUAGUGAGGACUCGAGUGAUUACGAGUUGCCCAGUCGAAGCUCGAAACGCAUCAGAGCGAAUAUCAACAAGCAACAGUCGCCAUCAACAACGCAGCCAGUCACAGAAGAUGUUGCUCGCGAAGUGAUUGUGAUGCGUCCGCAGCCCUGGAUACGUGCGAAUGCUUCACUGAAUCGUCGUGUGCUUGAUCGCUGGCUGGGCGCCUUGCUGAGUGAGUGCAUCAGUCGAACCGGCUGCACGGUGUACAGUCUGUUUCUGCGUUUCCCGCAUCUCCAGCCCGUGGAUAUUAUGCUGCUAAUGGAGCUGUUGUGCCAUCUGGAUUGCAUACAUCUCAUGGAGUUGGAGACACCAACGGUUCACAUUGAAUCUUCUUACGAUGACGACUUAAAGGAGGAGCAGGUCAGCGAGCUGUACGACCCUAGCUGCACCUAUGUGACAGCUCAUUGCAAUGCCAUAGGCAGUCUCACCAGAUUCAUUGGCACAAAGAAGUAUUCCAAUGAGUUUAUCUAAGUGGUAAACUAGACUAAGAUAACCAAACUUUUGGAAAUAAUGUGAAGUUAUGUUAGGACUAAAUUGGUUCGCGUUUUCCAUAAGCAUUGGUUUGAAUACAUGCUAUGGUUUUGUGCCUUAGCGAAGCUGCGUUCUGGAGCCAAUUUUAAUUUAUGAUUUUAAAUAAUUAAGUGGUGACAAUCUAAAAAACCAAUUCUUAACCUUUACAAUAAAGGGCGCGAUAAGCGUCAAGCAUAAUGCAAUAAUAAA
Messenger RNA from Drosophila albomicans, 6213 nucleotides. RefSeq names its product general transcription factor 3C polypeptide 1. The coding region runs from base 193 to 5964 and encodes 1923 amino acids. The transcript has 6 exons. Gene Ontology annotation, molecular function: DNA binding. Gene Ontology annotation, biological process: transcription initiation at RNA polymerase III promoter; 5S class rRNA transcription by RNA polymerase III. Gene Ontology annotation, cellular component: transcription factor TFIIIC complex. NCBI's taxonomy places the organism in Eukaryota, Metazoa, Arthropoda, Insecta, Diptera, Drosophilidae. The record is from RefSeq and is a predicted model, not a curated record.